Rhodamnia argentea is the source of this 1814-nucleotide messenger RNA. RefSeq lists its product as uncharacterized. The coding region runs from base 348 to 1577 and encodes 409 amino acids. The record is from RefSeq and is a predicted model, not a curated record. Gene Ontology annotation, biological process: ubiquitin-dependent protein catabolic process. Gene Ontology annotation, cellular component: endoplasmic reticulum. Lineage: Eukaryota; Viridiplantae; Streptophyta; Magnoliopsida; Myrtales; Myrtaceae. Gene Ontology annotation, molecular function: metal ion binding; ubiquitin-like protein conjugating enzyme binding; ubiquitin protein ligase activity. The transcript is spliced from 2 exons.
CCGCUCUCGUUCCUCUUCGCUGCCAAUUGAUGAGAGAGACUCCCCCAAAUCUCUCUCUCUCUCUCUCUCUCCCUCUCUCUGUGAAAGAAGACGAUGAGUAAUUAUCCACGACUCGGAGUUGGCUCGGCGCGGCGCUGAUUCGCCAGUCGCCGGCGGAAGGGGGAGUCCGCCUCCGCAGCGAGCGUCGGGGGGGCCCUCUUCGGCGAGAUCUCCGCUCGUGCUCAGGAAGGAAUUCUAUGUCUUAGUGUUCUCAGCUCUUGAGUGAAUCUGGCGCUCUUUUUUUCGCUCGUGCAGCUUGAGAAAGACUAUUUAAGGUUAUUUGGCUUGUGAGGAGUGAAGCUCCAUCCAUGGGAGAGGAGACAUCCGAUACAAUGAACCUGGAUCUGAAUUUGGGACCUGUUUCUGAUCAAGAAGUGGAAAUGUCAACGCAAAUUGCGGAGUUUGAGACCUGGUACGAAGGGCAAAUUCGCAGGAUGAGGGAAGCUAGCAGGAUGAGAGAAGCCAGGUUGAGGGGUCGGCAGCGGUGGAGACGGCGGGCAGCUCGGAUUUCACCGGAGGCUCGCAACAUAUCCGUGGACCUGGAUCAGCUGGUGAUUGACUCGGGUAAUGUGACGACCUUACACACUGGUGAGGGGAGUGUUCCUGCUGAGGAUAGAUUAGGAGAGGGGCCAAAAGUUUGUGAGAACAACGCAAGUUUUCUAAUAGACGCCAAGUCAGAGAAGAAGGAUGACAUGGAGAAAGGUGGUGAGACUGAGGGGAGCCUGUUUGAUUGCAAUAUAUGUUUGGACUUGGCUAGAGACCCUGUUGUGACUUGUUGUGGUCACUUGUUUUGCUGGCCAUGCCUUUACCAAUGGUUACACAUUCACUCGGAUGUGAAGGAAUGUCCUGUUUGCAAGGGAGAGGUAACUAUUAAGACUGUGACACCAAUAUAUGGGCGUGGGAACAGUACUUGUAGGCCUGAGGAAGAUUUGACUGUCAAGAUCCCCGGCAGGCCUAAUGCACGUCGUGCUGAAAGUUUCCGGCAAGCUGUUCAGAGAUCAUCUCCCCUGCAUUUCCCUAUGGAGGACAUCAUCCGGCAUCUUGGGGGUAGAUUUGAUUUGGCCCAGGAUUUGACUCAGCCACCUGAGUCUAGUGAUAUCCGUGAAACAUCAAGGACUGUGCUAAAUCGCCUUUUGACUUCUCGUGGAAUGCGUAGAGAACAAAAUGUAAUUGUGCCGCCUGUUGAUGAUGUUCAUUUUCUGAGGGACAACAUCCCUAAUACUGAUCGGAGCCGUCGACUCUCUUUAUUGAUUAGAAGAUCACAAUCUUAUAGAAAUGCUACGGUUCCUAUGGAAGCAUAUUUCCGCGAUCAUAAUCUAGGAAGAAAUGAGGAGCAGCCUCCUUCGGUUGACGAUAGAGAUUCUUUCUCGAGCAUUGCUGCUGUAAUAAACUCAGAAAGCCAAAUGGAUACUGCUGUUGAGAUAGAUUCAAUGGUAUCCCUUUCGACUUCAUCUUCAAGAAGAAGAGGUGAUGCUUCUAGGACUUCAGAUGUUGACAGUGGGGAUUCUCGUGCAACCAGGAGGCGGCGGCUGGACUGAAAGCAUACUUGACCUAUCAAGUAUUCGUACUCUACAUCUGUACAAGUUUGAAAAUUGUUGCCUAAAAACUGCUUCUGCAACUCUGCUUUAGUCUCAUUUUUCUUCCGGAUAAUUGUGGCUCAGGUAAUUAGGGAACUUUUGAACCCCUUCUGCUUUGUUUGGGUUAUAAGUUCCUUGAUAUAGAAUCUCCAGUGCCUUAUGAAUGGCAAAUCAUGCUGUGGUGGGAUUGGAUGUUAA